UCCUGUAUGCGGCAAAAAUCACAAUGCAGCUCUAUUAUUAACAGAAAAUACAAUGUUAUCAGCUGAGAACGAAGUUUAAUUAGAGCUGGUGUACAUCUAUCCUGUAUUGCACUGACUUAGCAGGUUUAUAAUAAUCAUGGAAAAAUUUGUUGUUCGUGUUCCGAAGUCAGACUGGAUGAAGCAGGAACCAAAACAAGAGAGGAGUUACAAACAAGCAACAUUAGAGUCCCUACGAAGAGUGGUCGUGAUUGAAGACAUUGAAAGGUACAAGUCGAUACUUGAACUACCUGGCCAACCUAAAGAUAACAUGAUAGAUGCAUUGAGAGAGCUAGACAAGAAAGUUCCUUCGAAAGAAGUGCUGAAGACUACCAGAAUUGGACACACUGUCAACAACCUGCGUAAACACUCUGAAGAUCCUGAAAUCAAGUCACUUGCAGGGGAGGUUUACACACACUGGAGGACCUUUAUUGAGGAGCAUGCAAACAAACCCUCCAUAGAAGUUCGCUGUGACAAACAGACUGAAGGUUUACGAAACAAUGCUGUGAAGUUGCUCUCUGAAGCCUCUGGGUUGAAGGUGCAGCAUGGUCUGGUGGAGAACAUUGAGAGGGAGGUGUUCUACCAAAGCUCUCGGCUUGUUAGUGGAGCAUACAGAAGAACUGUGAGGGCUCUUGUCUUUGCUUUAAAACAUAAGCCUGAAUUGAGAGCACAGGUCAAGGAUGGCAAAUUACCAGUCAAUACAUUUGUGAGUAAUUACAAAAAGAAACAAUAAAAAAAAAAGAGAAUAAUUCAGGCCUAGGACCAAAACAAAUCAAUUUUAAACUAUAUAUACUGUGUCUUUAUUUUUUUAUAUCCUAUUUUGUGUGGAUCACUUUAAAUUUUUUUGUAAAAAUUUUUUCAGCAGUGUGAAUUACUCAUUGAAUUGUAAAUGUUUUUAACCUUAAAAUAAUGUUCUUAAAUAUAUUUGCCAACUCAAUUGUCAGAA
Molecule: messenger RNA, 982 nt
Organism: Xyrauchen texanus (razorback sucker)
Lineage: Eukaryota; Metazoa; Chordata; Actinopteri; Cypriniformes; Catostomidae
Gene: tceanc2
Product: transcription elongation factor A (SII) N-terminal and central domain containing 2
Exons: 4
Coding region: 137-769 (210 amino acids)
Biological process (GO): DNA-templated transcription
Cellular component (GO): nucleus
Source: RefSeq, a predicted model, not a curated record